AUGUCGGGCAACACGGUCUACCUCAUCACGGGCGCGAAUAGGGGUAAGCGACGCCGCAAACCCGCCGACAGCCUGACCGCCCUCUCGACCGCCAGAAGCAGCAGUAGCAGCACCAUCCACCCCACCAGCAGGCUAAUCCCCCUCCUGCUCGACGAAGCCGACGACGCCAUCUCCUCCGCCACGCUCCCCGCCCGCCUGGCCGCCGCCACAACCGCCGCCGCUGCCGGCGGCAGCAGCAGCAGCGGCCCCCCCCUGCGCCUGGACGUGGUCAUCGCCAACGCAGGCUCGUCCGCCGCCUUCCGCGACGUGCUGGGCACCGACCCGGGCGCGGACAUGGUGCGGGAUUUCGAGGUCAACGCGGUCGGGCCGGCGAAGCUUUUCCGCGCGGUCUGGCCGCUUCUGGAGCGCGCUUCAGCGGUGGGAGGGGUGGGGAAGUUCGUGCUCGUGUCCAGCUCUCUGGGCAGUAUCGGCCUGCUGGACCAAGAGAGCCUGCCUGGGGUGGCGUACGGGAUGAGCAAGGCGGCGGCGAACUGGUGGGCGAAGAAGGUGAGUGUGGAGUUUAGGGGAAGGUUGGUGGUUGGGGUUUUGCAUCCCGGGUGGGUGCAGACCGAGCUUGGACAGGCGCUCGCGGAUGCGGUUGGGUUCAAGGAGCCGCCCAUGACUCUGGAGCAGAGUGCAAAAGGGAUGAUCCAACAGAUUGACAACCUGACCCCUGAAAAGUCCGGGCAGUUUCUGCAGUACAACGGCGACCAGCUCCCAUGGUAG
Messenger RNA from Thermothielavioides terrestris NRRL 8126, 765 nucleotides. RefSeq lists its product as uncharacterized. Lineage: Eukaryota; Fungi; Ascomycota; Sordariomycetes; Sordariales; Chaetomiaceae. The transcript is spliced from 5 exons. The record is from RefSeq and is a predicted model, not a curated record. Bases 1 to 765 code for a protein of 254 amino acids. Gene Ontology annotation, molecular function: oxidoreductase activity.